AUGAGAGUUUCUCUCUGUCUGAGCGUUUGCCUACUUAUCCUCCACGCCAUCGCGGGUGGCAUUCGGGGAGCUUUUGAACGCCUAUACAUCUGGUGGGCUUAUCAAGCGGAGAUCGAAUAUGCACACAAGGUCUUUGAUUCUUUCGACGUCAGCAAGCUGCAAAUCUGCCAUGGCCAGAGGGGAAGCGGCCCAGGGGCAACUCUCACGUUCGCAGAGUUUCUCGAACUCAGCAACAGACAAGGCAACACUAAGGGAGCUGUCACCAGCAAGACCUUCAAACCAGAUUCCAUCGGCAGCACGGCAGAAAUCAUGCUAAAGCUCACAGGGCAAUACCAAAUGCAAGAGCGAUGGCCAAGACCGACGAACAUUAUAUCCUCCUCUCAGGGCAGAUACACGGACAUGCUAGAUGAGGUUUCCAAUGUAUUGUCCAAAUGCAAGCAGGACCUGGGCGACAGCAGAAGCAUCAAUUUGGCCUUGGAUGCCUUCACAAGAGUAAUCAGAUGGCGUAAGGCAGACUACGAAAAGCAUCGUUUCCCUGCCCUAAAGUCAAACAAAGACUUUGAGGCCAUCAAAGAAUGGAGGUUUUGGACUGUUGGGGGUGACAAAAGAAAUAAGGGGUUAUGGCGCAACUACAUCGACUUCGAGGGUACCAUAGCUUCUGCGCACAAUUCGGGGUACAAGGACAUUGAGAAUCUUGAGAGUCAUGUACUUAACUGGGAGCGAACCACAUACUUCAAGGGCACUGAUGGCGCAAGGGCAAGUCAGCACAAACACACGAUAGUGGCCAUCCAGGAUGCGCUCACUAGAUAUCGCAGUGCCACUGGCUGCUGA
Molecule: messenger RNA, 831 nt
Organism: Trichoderma reesei QM6a
Lineage: Eukaryota; Fungi; Ascomycota; Sordariomycetes; Hypocreales; Hypocreaceae
Exons: 1
Coding region: 1-831 (276 amino acids)
Source: RefSeq, a predicted model, not a curated record